Salvelinus sp. IW2-2015 is the source of this 384-nucleotide messenger RNA. RefSeq names its product cytochrome P450 3A27. Gene Ontology annotation, molecular function: iron ion binding; oxidoreductase activity, acting on paired donors, with incorporation or reduction of molecular oxygen; steroid hydroxylase activity. Lineage: Eukaryota; Metazoa; Chordata; Actinopteri; Salmoniformes; Salmonidae. The record is from RefSeq and is a predicted model, not a curated record.
AUCCAGUACGAAGCUCUGAUGCAGAUGGACUAUUUGGACUGUGUGUUGAACGAGUCUCUGAGACUGUACCCCGUCUCCCCGCGACUGGAUAGGAUCGCCAAGAAGACGGUGGAGRUCAACGGCAUCGUCAUCCCCAAAGACUGCGUUGUCAUGGUUCCCACGUGGACCCUCCACCGUGACCCAGAGAUCUGGCCCGACCCUGAGGAGUUCAAACCAGAGAGGUUCAGUAAGGAGAACAAGGAGUCUAUUGAUCCGUACACAUACAUGCCGUUUGGGGCGGGGCCCAGGAACUGUAUCGGGAUGCGCUUCGCCCUGAUCAUGAUCAAACUGGCCAUGGUCGAGAUCCUCCAGAGUUUCACUUUCUCCGUCUGCGACGAGACCGAG